AUGCAAAAUUUGACGAGGUUGUGCCAAACAAAGAGCAUUGUGACGGUUAAUGGCCAACUUCCUGGGCCUACUAUCACUGCAAGGGAAGGUGAUAGAGUUAUAGUUAAUGUGGUUAAUCAUGUUCGGUACAAUGUCUCUAUUCACUGGCACGGAAUCAGACAACUUAGGAGCGGAUGGGCUGAUGGACCGGCAUAUAUCACACAAUGUCCAAUUCAGACUGGCCAGAGUUAUGUGUACAACUUCACUGUAACUGGCCAAAGAGGGACCUUAUUUUGGCAUGCCCACAUUUCUUGGAUUAGAGUGACAGUUUAUGGAGCAAUAGUAAUACUUCCAAAAAGAGAAGUUCCCUAUCCAUUUCCUCAACCCUACAAAGAAGUCCCCAUCAUUUUUGGUGAAUGGUGGAAGGCUGAUACUGAGACGAUUAUUAGUCAAGCACAUCAAACUGGAGGAGCACCAAACAUUUCCGAUGCCUACACCAUUAAUGGCCUUCUCGGACCCUUGUACAAUUGUUUGGCUAAAGAUACCCUUAAACUGAAGGUGAAGCCAGGGAAAACAUACCUCUUGAGAUUGAUAAAUGCUGCACUCAACGAUGAACUUUUCUUCAGCAUUGCUAACCACAACCUCACUGUUGUCGAAGCUCAUGUAGUCUAUGUUAAACCAUUUAAAACAAACACAGUUUUAAUCACUCGUGGACAGACAACUAAUGUCCUUCUAAAGACAAAAAAAACCAUCCAAAUGCCACUUUCCUUAUGGCUGCUAGGCCUUAUGCCACUGGCCCUGCUUCAUUUGACAAUUCCACCACUGCUAAAAUCCUAG
Molecule: messenger RNA, 816 nt
Organism: Fraxinus pennsylvanica
Lineage: Eukaryota; Viridiplantae; Streptophyta; Magnoliopsida; Lamiales; Oleaceae
Source: the annotation of a GenBank genome assembly